GUUAAGCCCUAGCCUCAUUCUCUCUCUUCCUCCCAGUUUUUAUUUUUCAUUUUGUGUUGUUUCUUUCUAACAGUGUGUCGUCUGCAGAGACCCCAAAACCUAGCCCCCAUCUUCUAGAUCUACAGGAAUGGGCGAAACCAAAGAACACGAUGCUUACGAAGAAGAGCUUCUCGACUACGAAGAAGACGAUGAGAAAGCUCUCGACUCUGUCACCGGCAAGGUUAACGGUGAAUCCGCCAAGAAGGGAUAUGUUGGAAUUCACAGCUCCGGUUUUAGAGAUUUCCUAUUGAAGCCAGAACUACUCCGUGCCAUUGUUGACUCUGGAUUUGAACAUCCUUCUGAAGUACAACAUGAGUGUAUCCCUCAAGCAAUUUUGGGUAUGGACGUAAUAUGCCAAGCAAAAUCCGGGAUGGGGAAAACUGCUGUGUUUGUGCUGUCAACAUUGCAGCAAAUUGAGCCUGUUCCAGGCCAGAUUGCUGCCCUUGUUCUUUGCCACACAAGGGAACUAGCUUAUCAGAUCUGUCAUGAAUUUGAGAGAUUUAGCACUUACUUGCCCGAUAUUAAGGUUGCUGUGUUCUAUGGUGGUGUCCAUAUUAAGAGUCACAAGGAUCUGUUGAAAAAUGAAUGUCCUCAUAUUGUUGUGGGAACACCUGGAAGAAUUCUUGCACUUGCAAGGGAGAAAGAUCUUAACCUGUUGAAUGUGAGGCAUUUCAUUCUUGAUGAAUGUGACAAGAUGCUGGAAUCAUUAGAUAUGAGGCGGGAUGUGCAAGAGAUCUUCAAAUUAACUCCCCAUGACAAGCAAGUUAUGAUGUUUUCAGCAACACUUAGCAAGGAGAUCCGCCCUGUUUGCAAGAAAUUUAUGCAAGAUCCUAUGGAAAUUUAUGUCGACGACGAGGCAAAGUUGACACUUCACGGUCUUGUGCAGCACUACAUCAAAUUGAGUGAGAUGGAAAAGAAUCGCAAGUUGAACGAUCUCUUGGAUGCAUUGGAUUUCAAUCAAAUAGUCAUAUUUGUAAAAAGUGUCAGCCGAGCAGCAGAGCUGAACAAGUUGCUCGUGGAUUGUAAUUUCCCUUCAAUCUGCAUUCACUCUGGCAUGUCCCAAGAGGAAAGGUUGACACGCUACAAGGGAUUCAAGGAGGGAAACAAGAGGAUACUCGUAGCAACAGAUCUAGUAGGGAGAGGAAUAGACAUUGAACGAGUCAACAUCGUGAUCAAUUACGAUAUGCCAGAUUCUGCAGACACCUAUCUCCACAGGGUUGGCAGAGCUGGUAGAUUCGGGACAAAAGGUCUGGCCAUCACAUUUGUUUCAUCUGCGUCUGACUCUGAGGUCCUCAAUCAGGUUCAAGAGAGGUUUGAAGUAGACAUAAAGGAGUUACCUGAGCAGAUAGAUACAUCCACAUACAUGCCAUCAUAGAAGAAGAAGAAGAGAGUUUGGUUGUGGAGAUGUAUUAGGAGGAGGAGGACGACACGGGAAGGAGACAAAAAGGUUCAGAGAAAUUUUAAUGUGUUUUGUUUUGGGAGGAGAGGAUUAGGAGGAGUAUUGUAGUAGUAGCAGUAGACUAGUAGUGGUAGUAGCUUUGGAUUGCAGUUUCUACUACACAAAUUGUUUUACUAUUAUUAUUUACUGCUGCUUUUACUGUUGUAGUAGUAGUAGUAGUAGAUUUGGAUUGCAGUGUCUUGUCUUUGUCUACACAGACACAGAUUGUUUUACUAUUAUUACUUACUGCUGCUUACUUUGUACGGCUUAUUUAUCAUCUACUACUUGAGUUUCCUU
This is a messenger RNA of Impatiens glandulifera, 1774 nucleotides long. RefSeq names its product DEAD-box ATP-dependent RNA helicase 15-like. Gene Ontology annotation, molecular function: RNA helicase activity; ATP binding; RNA binding. The record is from RefSeq and is a predicted model, not a curated record. The coding region runs from base 128 to 1414 and encodes 428 amino acids. The transcript has 12 exons. NCBI's taxonomy places the organism in Eukaryota, Viridiplantae, Streptophyta, Magnoliopsida, Ericales, Balsaminaceae.